This is a messenger RNA of Magnusiomyces paraingens, 1113 nucleotides long. RefSeq lists its product as uncharacterized. NCBI's taxonomy places the organism in Eukaryota, Fungi, Ascomycota, Dipodascomycetes, Dipodascales, Dipodascaceae. The record is from RefSeq and is a predicted model, not a curated record. The coding region runs from base 1 to 1113 and encodes 370 amino acids. The transcript has a single exon.
AUGACCAAAAUUGAUUUGGGUGAUAAAUUGGGUUUUAUUCAUUUUACAAAAAAUGUGAAACCUAAAGAUGAGAAAGUGCAACUUACUUUACCUAAUGGAGAACUUCGUGAACCCCAGAAGGAAGUUAAAUUGCUUGGAAUUACUUUGAACAAUCUGCUUGAUUUUAAAUCUCAUAUUUUGAAUAAAAUCAAUAAAGCAAGAAAAGCUGUUGGUGCUAUUUGGCAUCUUGGUGGCGUGCAAAAAGGUAUGCGAGGGUCUGCAGUCAGAUCACUGUAUAUUGCUUGCGUGAGACCAAUUGUCGAAUAUGGCUUAGAAAUUUGGCAUCACAAAAUUUUGAAAGGAGAAAUCCACAAGUUGGAAGUAAUGCAGAAUAUGGCUUUAAGAAGAAUUGUUGGUGCGUAUCGCACAACUCCUAUUGCGGUACUACAAAAGGAAGCUGGUAUUAUGCCAUAUAGUAUUAGGCUAAAAUUUAUGGUGGCACGAAAAGCUAUUCGUUUACACCUAAAUAUUAGCAAAACUAAUCCUAUUAAUGGUCAUUUGUUAACAUUGAUUGAGAAAUCUCCAAUUGCAAAGCUAACCACGCUUUACAUGUUGGCAAAAGAUGAUAGAGACUAUAUGAUUAAAAAGGAUGAAAAACGAAAAUGCAAGAGGGUUGAACCUCUUACACUGAAACAACAACAAAGUCAGACGAUUGGAAUUUUAAAGAAACAAGCAAUGGAAGAAUGGCAAGAAAUGUAUUGGAACAGCAGUAAGGAUCUGUGGUAUCAUAAUAUCACAGUGGAGUCGAAAUGUACUGAUAAUCUUUCCAAAAUGGUUACGGGAGUGAUCAUGAAGAAAGAUAGUCGAAGGAUCUUGAGUAAUAUUACUCAGUUUCGCACAGGCCAUGGCAACUUUGGCGCAUGGUUUAAAAAGUUUGGAAUUGAAAAGGAUAGUUACAACUGCAAAUGUGGAGAGCUGGAAACAGUUCAUCACAUUUUAGUUGAGUGUCCUUUGCUUGAAGAGGAAAGAAAAGGACUGAAACGGAUAUCUCCAGAGAUGGACAUGUCGACUCUCUUAAACAGUUUAACUGGCUUACAAGAAAUUGUAAGCUUUAUCUCUGCUUGGAGGGAUUAA